GAGUCACUGUCACUGUUUCAGCUGGCUAACCUGGCCUAUAUGAACUCCAAAGAUGAACAAGCAAUUGUCAAUGCAUAUGUUGGUGGGAAGGAUCCACUUGAGAGGCUGGAGCACUUAACACUCUUGAAAAAAGCUAUAUGGAGGCAUGCUAUGGCAGGUUUUCCAACACUUCCUGGCGCUCCUCCUCCCCCACCAAAGUCGGACAUGGUAGGUGGGGGGUCUGUCACCGGCGAGGGGUAUAAGCCACACAAAGCGGAGCACAUUUAUGCGCUCAUGGGCUUUUUUGAGCACCGUAUUCAGCCGAACCACGAUGAGGAUGAGUUACGCGCACUCGCGAGGUUGUCAAUGGCCAACGAUAAUGACCGCAUCGCUGAUCACAUGGUGUCCAUGUUUCCCUCAACCACCACCCCAGGGGCGUGCUGGUACGCCGACAAUGAUAUCUACGACGCAAAUCUCUGGGAUAUUCUUCCGGAGAUCCAAGUCGCUGGUGUAACAGAGAACGGAGCUCUCGUUUUGGAUGGCUGUCGGGUGGCAGCCAUCAGAUGGAAGGACUUCCCGGAGGUCCCAUUUGCAACCACAUUUUCGUUGAGGAGGAAGAUUGUCGGUUCCAUACCGUAUUUCUCCUGGCCUUUCAUUGUCAUUGGUUUAGGGGUUAUACCGAAUACCAGCAGAGUAGCAGGCUUCGUACUCAUUGGCAUCGGACUCCUCCUCCUGUUUGUUUCCCCUCGACUGUUUCUCUAUAGCAAAUCUGGGCGUAUAAUCAACAAACAACCGUGGUUGAUCGGGGUCAAAGGAGUGGUUGAUAGAGAAACGGUAGAGAGUCACUUAUACGGGGGUACCAUUGCACACUUCCCAAGGAUGUAUUUCACUCCGAGCGGUUCACUGUUCUCAAAACCGGAACAAUUCUCGAGGCGGAUAGGCUCAGACGAGCAAUAUGAGGAUGCGAAGGAACAAGCGAAGAGUGGACCAGGACAUAUGUUCACGCUCAUCGACACAUAUUCGUCAACCAUGUACUAUUUCCGUGCUGAGCGACCGCCGACGGUAUGCAUCUUCGCAGGACGGGAGGGAGGGCUUGGGAGGUUUGUGCUUUGUUCGGAGAGCUGUAGGGCCAAUGAACUGCAUAAGGAGAUGGUGUUGCGGAUGCCCACGGAGAUCAGUCAGAGGAUGGAGUUGUGUGGCUGGGUCGCGCUUGGAUGAGAUUGAUUUGUUCUCGAUGACAUGCUUUCAAAAUUUUGAGCGACCAAGCCUCUUCAAGGUAAAUACAUUAGACAAUCAAGAAAUGUACGAGAUGCACACGUAUUCACGUAUCAGAGUACACGAACAUCAGCUUGUUUAGCUUCACACCGGCGUCCAUCCAUCCGACGACUCUUUAAGUGUACGGUAGGGAGGAUCUUCAGUGACGUGUCGCUUGAUAUACGGACUCAGAGUCUACUGGAAGUGGCAGAGUUGAAUACGCUAGAAGUUGAUCAGUUGGUAAAUCAAAAUAUGGAGGAAGCAAGGGGCCCGUGAAACCCCUAAAGGCAGUCAGAAAACGCUUCCAU
Messenger RNA from Suillus plorans, 1541 nucleotides. RefSeq lists its product as uncharacterized. NCBI's taxonomy places the organism in Eukaryota, Fungi, Basidiomycota, Agaricomycetes, Boletales, Suillaceae. The record is from RefSeq and is a predicted model, not a curated record. The annotation marks the transcript as partial. The transcript has a single exon.